Suillus clintonianus is the source of this 393-nucleotide messenger RNA. RefSeq lists its product as uncharacterized. The coding region runs from base 1 to 393 and encodes 130 amino acids. The transcript is spliced from 2 exons. NCBI's taxonomy places the organism in Eukaryota, Fungi, Basidiomycota, Agaricomycetes, Boletales, Suillaceae. The record is from RefSeq and is a predicted model, not a curated record.
AUGGCGAAGAAAAAGGCAACAAAUGAGAAGAAACAGGCUAGAUCAGCGGGCCAGGAAGGUGAAAGAUGCAACUGGACAAGCGCUGAUGAGUUACGGCUCCUCGACUUCAUCACCACCCAUAAAGCAAAAGGGGGUGAUGGACUUGAUUUCAACAAGACUUUUUGGGCACAGGCCGCCAUUGAUGUAGCACACACCACCACAAGUGGUGCGGUAAAAACAGGCGAGCACUGUUCGCAAAAAUGGUCCAGGAUGCACACCACCUUCUCAGUUGCUGAUCGGGUUGUAAACUUUUUGGGCAUCUCAUGGAGCAAUGAGCUUGGCGCCAACAUCACACCUGAGUCUGAGACUGUAUGGACGGAUCUCAUUAAAGUAAGUACCUAUCUGCUGUUUUAG